This is a messenger RNA of Durusdinium trenchii, 1347 nucleotides long. NCBI's taxonomy places the organism in Eukaryota, Dinophyceae, Suessiales, Symbiodiniaceae. The record is from the annotation of a GenBank genome assembly.
UAUCAAUCCCAUUUUACCCGCAACAGAGGUGAGGGUUGUGACACUGCCAUGGGUGUCACGGAUGGGUGUCACGGGAGUGGCUGCCAAUCCUGACCCCCUCUCGAGAUCUCAUCUGUAGCCAUCAACCACACGGCAACAUGCCCAUAGGCAGAGACCAUCAUCUGGUCUCCAACUCGAAACGGAGCUAUAAACCUGCAGUUCGUAGAGCUGAAAACGAAGGAUACGCCUGGUUUCGAGGAAAACUGUACGAUGCCAAAGCUCUAGGCACAUGUGUCCGCUUGCCUCCCAAGUCUCGUAGAGCUGUGCCAGCUACACUCCCCCAUCCCCGCCCCACGCACCGACUUGAGGAACCGAGUACAUCUCUUUAGUUGGAAUUGCAGUAGCUUGGGGCAUGCUCAACUGGGAGAGAUUUUUGUGUGUGGCCACGCCACAGCUUGCCCUUCAAGAAAUCCGCUGGCAGGGCACGAAAGAGUGGUCUGAUGACACAUGACAUUUUGUUGCGGUAGGUGGGUCUCCCAGACUUUCCACGGGGGUCAUCAUUGCGGCUCGUAAGACCUUCUGUAGCCUGAAUCAACUCUCUUGGAGAAGCCUCUGGGACGGUAGGUUACUUCAUAUUCGGAUACAUUUUGACCGCCCCCUAGAUAUUCUGAACCUCUAUCAGAAGACCUACCAAGCUAAUCCCCAAGAUCUCAAACUUAGAGCUGAUGUGUUUCGAGCCCUGGACGAGUGCUUGACCUCCUUACCCACCCGUAACAACUUGCUUCUGGUUGGUGACUUCAACACGAGCUUGACCAAGUGUAGUCCCCAUGUUGGUCACUCGCAAUUUCUAGGAUGUGAUGAGCUGCCUACCACGGGUUCAUCCCAAGCCAUGGCCUUUGCGCACUUAACGCGAUGUGCCCAGGCCUUCCUGCCACGUUUCGAGGCAUUAAAGGCUCGUCAGGGCCGGAUUACACAACUCCUCACCGAGGCCGAGGAACUGGGCGAGGAUGGCGCGUUGGAGGCUGCCCUCAUGGAAGCCUUUGUUGCAUUCGAUUCAGACAAUGACGGAAAGUUGAUCGGCCAGGAGCUGGCCGUCUUGCUGGAGGUCUCUGGCCGAACCGUGCCGCCGGAGCUCUUGCAGGAGUUCCAAUCUAAGGACUUCGAGUGUGACUACGACGAAUUCACCAGGAUUUAUGCGCGAACGUGGCGCAACGAGCGCCUGGAGGAUGACGAGGAGUUCGAAGGCUCGGAUGAAGUUUGAGGUGAAGUUGAAGUCUCGGCGCUUCAGGUCCGUCACCGUGGUCGAGCCCGUGGUGGAGUCCCUCUGAACUUCGAGGGAUCCGCGCCAUUCUCCUUCAGCGCCGCUGG